Messenger RNA from Cricetulus griseus (Chinese hamster), 5280 nucleotides. NCBI's taxonomy places the organism in Eukaryota, Metazoa, Chordata, Mammalia, Rodentia, Cricetidae. The record is from RefSeq and is a predicted model, not a curated record.
CCUAGCAACUCCAGGUCGGCCCGUCCCGAAGGGCGGGAGACAGGGAAGUGGGCGGGGGCGCGGGCACGGGCGCUGGAGUGGCCGGCGGCCGCGGGGUGCACGCUUGGUGCGAGCCCCCGCGGGCCGGGCCGGGAUGAGCCAUGGCAUCGGUCAAGGUGGCCGUGAGAGUCCGGCCCAUGAAUCGCAGAGAAAAGGACCUGGAGGCCAAGUUUAUCAUUCAAAUGGAGAAAAGCAAAACGACAAUCACAAACUUAAAGAUACCAGAAGGAGGAACUGGGGACUCGGGCAGAGAACGGACCAAGACCUUCACCUAUGACUUCUCUUUUUAUUCUGCUGACACGAAGAGUCCAGAUUAUGUUUCACAAGAAAUGGUUUUCAAAACUCUGGGCACAGAUGUCGUGAAAUCUGCAUUUGAAGGUUAUAAUGCUUGUGUCUUUGCAUAUGGGCAAACUGGAUCUGGAAAGUCCUACACGAUGAUGGGAAAUUCUGGCGAUUCUGGUUUAAUACCUCGGAUCUGUGAAGCACUCUUCAGUCGGAUAAAUGAAACCACCAGAUGGGAUGAAGCCUCUUUCAGGACAGAAGUCAGCUACUUAGAAAUUUACAACGAGCGUGUGAGAGACCUACUUAGGCGGAAGUCAUCUAAGAUGUUUAACUUAAGAGUCCGUGAGCAUCCCAAAGAAGGACCUUACGUUGAGGAUUUAUCCAAGCAUUUAGUCCAGAACUACAGUGAUGUGGAAGAACUAAUGGACGCGGGGAAUAUCAACCGGACCACUGCAGCCACGGGGAUGAACGACUUCAGUAGCAGGUCUCACGCCAUCUUCACCAUCAAGUUCACUCAGGCAAAAUUCGAUGCUGAAAUGCCAUGCGAAACUGUGAGCAAGAUCCACUUGGUCGAUCUUGCUGGAAGUGAGCGUGCAGAUGCCACCGGUGCCACUGGCGUCAGACUCAAGGAAGGGGGCAAUAUAAACAAGUCCCUGGUGACUUUGGGAAAUGUCAUUUCUGCCUUAGCUGAUUUAUCUCAGGAUGCAGCCAACCCUCUUGUGAAGAAGAAGCAAGUUUUUGUGCCUUACAGGGAUUCUGUUUUGACUUGGCUGUUGAAAGACAGCCUUGGAGGAAACUCUAAAACCAUCAUGAUUGCCACCAUUUCACCUGCUGAUGUCAAUUAUGGAGAAACCCUAAGUACCCUUCGCUAUGCAAAUAGAGCCAAAAACAUCAUCAACAAGCCUACCAUUAAUGAGGAUGCCAACGUCAAACUCAUCCGUGAGCUGCGAGCUGAAAUAGCCAGGCUGAAAACCCUGCUCGCUCAAGGGAAUCAGAUUGCCCUCUUGGACUCCCCUACAGCCUUAAGUAUGGAGGAAAAACUUCACCAAAAUGAAGCAAGAGUUCAAGAAUUGACCAAGGAAUGGACAAAUAAGUGGAAUGAAACCCAAAAUAUUUUGAAAGAGCAAACUCUGGCCCUCAGGAAAGAGGGGAUUGGUGUGGUUCUGGAUUCUGAGCUGCCUCACUUGAUUGGCAUUGAUGACGACCUUCUGAGUACUGGGAUCAUCUUGUAUCACUUGAAGGAAGGUCAGACUUAUGUUGGCAGAGAAGAUGCUUCAACAGAGCAAGAUAUUGUCCUUCAUGGUCUUGACUUGGAGAGUGAGCACUGUGUCUUUGAGAAUGUUGGAGGAACAGUGACUCUGAUACCCCUGAGCGGGUCCCAGUGCUCAGUGAAUGGUGUUCAGAUCGUGGAUGCCACACAGCUAAAUCAAGGUGCUGUGAUACUCUUGGGAAGAACCAACAUGUUCCGCUUUAACCAUCCAAAGGAAGCUGCCAAGCUCAGGGAGAAGAGGAAGAGUGGCCUUCUGUCCUCCUUCAGCUUGUCUAUGACCGACCUCUCAAAGUCCUGUGAGAACCUGUCUGCAGUCAUGUUGUAUAACCCUGGACUUGAAUUUGAGAGACAGCAGCGUGAAGAACUUGAAAAACUAGAAAGUAAAAGGAAACUCAUCGAAGAGAUGGAGGAAAAGCAGAAAUCGGACAAGGCAGAGCUAGAGCGAAUGCAGCAGGAGGUGGAGACCAGGCGCAAGGAAACAGAGAUGGUACAGCGGCAGAUCCGAAAACAAGAGGAAAGCCUCAAACGCCGCAGCUUCCACAUUGAAAACAAGCUCAAGGACCUGCUGGCUGAGAAGGAAAGGUUUGAGGAAGAGAGGCUCCGGGAGCAGCAGGGACUAGAGCAACAGAGGAGGCAGGAGGAAGAGAGCUUCUCCCGCAUCAGAGAGGAGCUUCGCAGGCUCCAAGAGCUCAACAGCCAUGAGCAGGCCGAGAAGGUCCAAAUAUACCAGGAGCUGGACCGGCUGCACAGAGAACAAGAUGCCCAAAGUGCCAAGCUGCAGCUGGAGAAAAGGAGGCUGGAAGAGCAAGAGAAGGAGCAGGUGCUGCUGGUGGCACACCUGGAGGAACAGCUGCGGGAGAGGCAGGAGACUGUUCCACUGCUGUGGCCUGGAGAGGUCCAGCGGGCCCAGGAGGAAAAGAGGGAACUAGAAGGCAUCCAGGAAGCCCUCUUGCAGGCCAAAGAGGCUGGAGCACGAGAGAACCACACCUGUGGGGAGGAACUGGAAAGGGCUCAACUGUACUUCUUAGAGUUCAAGAGAAGGCAGCUUGUCAAGCUAGCAAACCUAGAGAAGGACAUGGGCCAACAGAAAGACCUCCUAAGCAAAGCAGUCCAAGAAGAGCAGGAAGCCCUGGAGCGUGUAAGAUGUGAAGCCCACAAGGAACCUAGCUUGUUCGUGAUAGAUAACAGUACCAUCCCCUACCGGUCUGAAGAUCUAGAGAAAAUAAAGACUGCAGAGUCCAGGCUACAGAGCAAAGAGCGCCAGCUACGGGACCUUGUGCAAAAUCAUUUGCCAGCUCUGCUGGAAGAAAAGCAGAGAGCUCUUGACAUCAUUGACAGGGGUGCCCUGGGCCUAGAAAACACUCUCUACCAAGUAGAGAAAGAAAUGGAAGAAAAAGAAGAGCUGAUCACACAGUACCAGGCUAAUGCUAGCCAGCUGCAGCAGCUCCAGGCCACCUUCGAGUUCACAGCUAAUGUCGCCAGACAAGAAGAGAAGGUGAGAAAAAAGGAGAAGGAGAUUCUGGAGUCCCAGGAGAAGCAGCAGAGAGAAGCAUUGGAGCAGGCUGUGGCCAAGCUAGAGCAGAGGCACUCUGCCCUGCAGAGGCGCUCCACCCUGGACUUGGAGAUCCAGGAGCAGAGGCCGAGACUUGGCUCUCUCCACAGCAUGGAGAAGUCAGGGCUGUGGGCCAACCUGGACAUCAAACAAGAGGCCCUUGAGAAGGACCCUGUACGGCUAGAACAUGAAAUCCACCAGCUGAAACAGAAGAUCUGUGAGGUGGAUGGUGUUCAGAGACCUCAUCCUGGGACCUUAGAGGGGAAGGCUGCUCUUUCCAGCUUGCCGCCCAGGGCUGAAAACUCUCACCUUGCUCCACUGAUGGAUGCCAGGAUCAGUGCUUACAUUGAGGAAGAAGUCCAAAGACGCCUUCAUGAUUUGCACAGGACGAUUGGUGAUUCUGGCCACACACCUGCUGAUGUGAUAAAGAGUAACGAGGAACUUCACAAUGGUGCCAUUCAACGUAAGCUAAAAUAUGAGCGGAUGUAUUCUCGUUCUUUGGGAGCAAAUCCAGACGACCUGAAGGACCCCAUUAAGAUUAGUAUUCCCCGCUAUGUCCUGUGUGGUCAAGGAAAGGAUGAACACUACGAGUUUGAAGUCAAGAUUUCUGUCCUAGAUGAGACAUGGACUGUAUUCAGGCGUUACAGUCGUUUUCGAGAAAUGCAUAAAACAUUGAAGCUAAAGUAUGCAGAGCUUUCUGCUCUUGAAUUUCCCCCAAAGAAGCUGUUUGGAAACAAAGACGAGAGAGUGGUUGCUGAGAGGCGGACACACUUAGAGCCACUGUGUGAAGUAAAGACUGGAGCCCAUCAGAACUUGACAGUAUGUCCUAUAAGGUGCCAGGCUUCCUUCUCUCUGGCUGGCAGUUGGUGGAAAUACCUCAGGGAGUUUUUCAGUGUGAUGCUCCAGUCUUCGACAUCUCCCCUUCACAUCAACAAAGUGGGACUGACCCUGUCGAAGCACACCAUUUGUGAGUUCUCACCCUUCUUCAAGAAAGGCGUCUUUGACUACAGCAGCCAUGGAACGGGAUAGAUGUGAGGUGACAGAGGAACCACCAACACAGUGCCUUCUCAUCAAAGUGACUCCAAUGCAGGCAGAUGCCUUCCUGCACCAGGAUGCCAGCCUGCCUCCUCCCGUUGGGGCAACAUGCAGCAGCCCACCCAGACCACCUCACACACCAUAUCUAGUGCCUGAGUUUGGGAGUGGGCUGCCAAGAGCGACCCUGACCGGCAGUUGUUACUGUACCUCUGCACUUGAACGUGGCCUUUCCCAUAGUGCUUCCUUCUCAUUGUGCAGCAAGUCAGUCCCCUCUGGCAAAUGGAUGUGCAGCUUGCUGCUCUUAUGGCUCCCAGAGCCAAGCCUACUUGGGACCUCCCAAAGUGGGUGGCUUACCAGACCACCCUUCAGUGACUUUCAUCUGGUUUCCUCUUUCACCAAAAUAUGCUUGUUUUUUUAUACUCCUUCCAUGUGGCUGGCUAUAUUUCAAAGAUGUUUUAAGUUAUGUUGUAUUGUUUUGCUUAAUUGGAUUGGGACUUAAUAUACCUAAACACUGAAGUUUACACCAAAUGCCCUAUUCUGCAAAAAGGAUCUGUCGGUCAAUCAUGAAAAGAGUCUUCCAUGCCUGAUAAACUGGAUGUAGGCAACAUCACUUAAAACUCAUAAAAACCCCUGCAAAUAAGACAUUGCUUAAACCUUCAAUAUUUGAGGGCAUUUUCCCAAACCUCAAUGGCUGUUGUCCAUUCGUGAGCUUUUUCUGCAUAAAACAAGUGCAAAGCUGGAUGCAAUCUUUUAAAUAUCCUUUUGUUCAUGUUUUAGUACAGAAUCUUCAGGAUCAUUAGCUAAAAAAAGAGAAUUUUCAGUAGUUUAUUAAUAAUCCCUCAAUUACUCAGGACAUAAUGUAGCAUUGCACAUCUGUGUACAGUGAAACUGCUUCGUUUAUCGAAAAGGAAAUUGUGAGUAGGAAAAAAAUAUGUGGUAUAUAUUGAAAUGUACAUAACUCUACCUAUAGAUUUAUAUGUAUACACUCCUGUACAAUAGUCCAAUAUCAGGCUGUAUAAUCACACCAAAUUUAUUAAAGGUGUUUGCUUUUUCAACUGUUAAAUUGAGCUGCUAUCAAUAUUAAAUGAAGUCAUGAACCCUA